Molecule: messenger RNA, 1818 nt
Organism: Ceraceosorus bombacis
Lineage: Eukaryota; Fungi; Basidiomycota; Exobasidiomycetes; Ceraceosorales; Ceraceosoraceae
Source: the annotation of a GenBank genome assembly
AUGGAUCCAUCGGGUCUCUUUGACCAUUUGGAGAGCACCGAUGGCCGCAGCGACGAUCCGCAGCAGCGCCAAGCUGGUCCUUCCACUUUGACUCCUGCCGCUCCACCACCCUUGUCUGCAACAACAGACACGAGCUCCAAAGCUGCUCGCAAAGAGGCACGCCAUGCCGAGAGGGAAGCAAGAAAGAAGAGGGACAGGAGCAGAGAAGCGGACAGCGCAGCGCCACCUCGCACUCCGACAGAGAGGAAUGGCAGCGGCGCGGCAAAUGGCGAGAGCGAUGGAAACGCUGCUACAGUCGCGCUGCCGCCGCCGCCUCCAAAGAAGCACAAGAAGCACAAGGUGGUGAAUGGAGACACUGGGACGGGCAGCACGGGCGCAAAUCCUCUCACCGUAGAGACGGCGCCUGUGCUCACCGACGAGUUUGUGGCAGAAGCGUCCAGGAAUCUGCCCGCGGAGAAGCCAGCGGGCGAGGCGGCCAAGGAUGCCAAGGUGGUCAAGACGGAGCAGGGAGCUGGCCCAGCUUCUGUGCAAGCAGAUCGUGCUCCUACAGGUACGCUUUCGGACGGUGCCACCCCUGCCGCUGCCGCUGCCGCCGCCGCCGCAGAAGUGGCAGGAGGCGUAAUCGGAACGUCAGUGUCGGGCCCAUCAGCUGGAGCAGCGGCUGGCUCCAUGGAAAUUCGUCACUCGGUGCGUCAUCAGGUCGCUCUGCCUCCCGCCUAUCCCUACGUGCCCCUAUCAUCACACGUGCCUCCAGAGAAGCCGGCCCGAGAGUGGCCUUUCACCCUGGACCCCUUUCAACGCACCGCCAUCGCUUCCAUUCAGCGCGGCGAGAGCGUCUUGGUCUCGGCGCAUACAUCCGCCGGCAAGACGGUGGUGGCCGAGUACGCCAUCGCGCAGUGCCUCAAAGAAGGUCAGAGGGUCGUCUACACCAGUCCCAUCAAGGCUCUGUCGAAUCAAAAGUACAGAGAGAUGAGUGCAGAAUUUGGCGACGUCGGGCUGAUGACUGGCGAUGUCACCAUCAAUCCGAGCGCAUCCUGCUUGGUCAUGACCACCGAGAUUCUGCGAUCCAUGCUGUAUCGAGGCAGCGAGAUCAUGCGCGAGGUGGCUUGGGUCGUCUUUGACGAGAUCCACUACAUGCGAGACAAGGAGAGGGGAGUGGUGUGGGAGGAGACGAUCAUCUUGCUGCCUCGCAAGGUCAGGUACGUCUUUUUGUCCGCCACGAUUCCCAACGCCAUGCAGUUCGCGUCCUGGAUCGCGCACACGCACCAACAGCCUUGUCAUGUGGUGUAUACCGACUUUAGACCGACUCCUCUCCAGCACUACCUCUUUCCGCUCGGGGCAGAGGGUAUACACCUCGUCGUCGACGAAGCAGGUCGUUUUAGAGAAGACAAUUUCCAGGCAGCCAUGGGCGCCCUCAAUUCUGCCCGCGGAGAGGAUCCUGCUUCGGUGGAUGGUGGUAGCGGAAAGGGUCGCAAGGGACAGACUCGCAAGGGCGGAGCUACAAAGGGUCCGUCGGAUAUCUACAAGAUCGUCAGGAUGAUCAUGGUCAAAAAUUACAAUCCCGUCAUCGUGUUUGCCUUUUCCAAACGCGAAUGCGAGGGUUUGGCCUUGCAGAUGGCCAAGCUGGAGUUCAACAAUGACGACGAGAAGAACAUGGUGGGCACGGUGUUCAACAAUGCCAUCACUGCGCUUUCGGAAGAGGACCGCGCACUUCCCCAGAUUGAACAUUUGCUGCCUUUGCUGCGGAGGGGCAUCGGCAUUCACCACGGAGGUCUUUUGCCCAUCCUGAAGGAGGUGAGUGGCCGCAAGGGUCGUUGA